AUGACAAAAGGAGACCGCUUCGAGGCAGGAUCAGUGAGCGAGACAGCACCCUCGUUUCAACGCUGGCACGACACCUGGGAUGAUUUCUUCAAGAACUUACGGCAGUACGAGGCGCAGACGUCGCAGCUUUACCGUAUUCGCACUUGUACAAGGGUUUCUACUCGAAAUGACAAGAUUAGGAAGAAGAAGAAGUUGAGGGAGGGCGGGCUCGUGCCUGAAUGCUUUGGAGACUACUACAAGAAGCUGCUCUGUAUGCAUGGCUGGGUUUCUCGCUGUCCUACAACCAAUAGCUGGAGAAUCUGUGUUACUACGCACAACAGAACCCACAACCACCGACUUCGAAAGGAAGUUUACGCGAACUACCCUUCGACAAGGCGUGUUAUGGAUCCUGACGUCCUCGACUUCGUGGACGAGCUGAUCAAGGCCAAUCCAAACCAAAGAGGAUUCUCAAAUAUCUCCAAGAGACGACAGGGACAAUACAUUCAGCUUUCGCUGGUAGAAAAUGAUAGUCACGCUUGCAUGAAGGAUGCCAUUGAAGCCCUCAAGGAAGGAGUUCCUCUUGGCUCGAGUCUUGAUCUGCCACUUCCAUCUACAAAAAAAUACCUGCGCACUGAGAUGGCAAAGGCGGUGUACGGUGGGCGUAACGCGGUAGACGUGGAUCGAGUGGAGGAUGCUGUGGAUAUGAUGGCGACCACAAAGGGCAAGGACGAGUAUGACCGAGGCCUUCGUUAUAUGUACUACAUUCUGAAUGGUUUCGAUGAGCAGAGCGAACUACCAAAGCCGAAGCACCCUCUUCUUGACUAUUUUAUGCAAAAUUGA
Messenger RNA from Phytophthora nicotianae INRA-310, 819 nucleotides. RefSeq lists its product as hypothetical. The record is from RefSeq and is a predicted model, not a curated record. Lineage: Eukaryota; Oomycota; Peronosporomycetes; Peronosporales; Peronosporaceae. The transcript is spliced from 5 exons. Bases 1 to 819 code for a protein of 272 amino acids.